Molecule: messenger RNA, 1081 nt
Organism: Pterocles gutturalis (yellow-throated sandgrouse)
Lineage: Eukaryota; Metazoa; Chordata; Aves; Pterocliformes; Pteroclidae
Gene: SAXO5
Product: chromosome unknown open reading frame, human C19orf45
Exons: 9
Source: RefSeq, a predicted model, not a curated record
UGUGGGGACAGGGGGAAAAUAAAGCUCCCGCCAUCCGUCUACACCACCUCGUACCCAGCCCGGGAGAUCCAGCACGCUGCCAGGCCCCGGCCCUCGCACGGGGGAGGUGUUCGCACUAUCAGAGGGGAUGGACAGCCCUACUACGACACUUCUUACCAAGCGCAGUUUCAGGGUGAAUGGAGUCCACCUCCAAAGCCAAGUGUGCAGCAGAAGUCUGCUGUUAAAUUUGGGGAUCCCGGAAGCAGUGAAUCUGUGAGCGAGCAGAAACGUGCCUUCAGUGCCCCAGAGCAGACGACACACAGAGUCUAUGACAAAGAAUAUGCCGCCUCCCAGAUCCACCGCACGAACCUGCAGCUAGGGGACGGUCGCACCAGAUUCUCCACCUUGAUGUCAGAGCACUUCCCAGCGCACAGCCCAGAGCCUGUUGCUACCACCCAUCCAAACAAAUACGCCUCAUCCAUCCCAAGAGGCGAUGAAGACCCAGAGAGAAAUCAAGCGUUGGCAGGAACUACUACUACACGGCUCUCCUACCCAGAGACUGCCGGGUGGAACCUCACACCAAAGCCUGACGUGCUGCUUCAGAAACAUCAAAGCACCGUCUGCUUGGGAGGUGAGCGUUCAGGCUCCCGAUUCUUCAGCACAACGCAGCAGUCAGACUACCAGCCACCCCACCAGAGCCAGAGGGUGAUGGCAGACGGCAAGAGCCACCGCAAGAGCCACAUCCCCUUCAACUACCAUAAUGGAAGUUCUGUCACGACCACACAGGCCAUGCUGGUCCCACACAGACAGCAGAAACAGCGGCUCUCCGAAGACGUGCUCCAGCAGAUCAAAUGCUCGCACCUGGAGCUACCCUGGAGGGCGCAGGACCUCUUCAGGACCGAGCAUAAAGACAACUUCACGCCCAAGUCCAGCGGCCCAGCAGAAAUCCAAAAGGGAAGCUGCCAAGUGAGCUGUGUCCCCCUGGGGACCCUGAAAGGCUACCGGCCCCGAAAGAAGGGUCGCAGCGUGGGGCUCAACACCGUCUACCGCGACUACACAGCCUACCAGACCUUCCUCUACCGCCGCCGCCAGCUCAUCCCCG